Molecule: messenger RNA, 3665 nt
Organism: Phlebotomus argentipes
Lineage: Eukaryota; Metazoa; Arthropoda; Insecta; Diptera; Psychodidae
Gene: Cad96Ca
Product: tyrosine kinase receptor Cad96Ca
Exons: 8
Coding region: 1126-3267 (713 amino acids)
Biological process (GO): positive regulation of kinase activity; protein phosphorylation; homophilic cell-cell adhesion
Cellular component (GO): membrane; signaling receptor complex
Molecular function (GO): ATP binding; transmembrane receptor protein tyrosine kinase activity; calcium ion binding
Source: RefSeq, a predicted model, not a curated record
UGAUCUAGCGAGCUGAGAGUUGCCAUGUAUUUACCUGUUCAGUGGAAUUCUCAUACAUUCACCCAGGCAAAUACCUCGCAGUACAGAGGAGGUGAUUUAAAUUUCUCAAUUUUCAUUUGCACCUGCAUAAAUACUCUCCACAUCCUGCAAAGGAUGUCUGAAGUGGGGCGUUGCAGUCUUAUUUAGUGGGUGUGAUGGGCAGAAAAAGUAAAGUGGGUUAAAGAUUGUGUACGGGAAUUCUGCGAUUCCAUGAAAGUUUUCUUCAUCCACCACUUCUUCACGUGAGAUCACACAUCAACGAAUAUAGGUGUGAGACGAAGACAUACACUGGCAGAUCGAGUGCUGCCUCAAGACAUCCCAUCGAGAGACCAUUUAGUGUUGGUUCGACGAUUGCUGGGUGACUUUGUGGCCAAGAGUUGUGUCAAUUGCGGGAAGAUUCCACUACAAAUUGCUCACAAUUUGUAUUCAAAAUGUGAUCAAAGUGUUGGAAAAUCCCAGGAAAAAAUACAUUGAUGAGUUGAUAGCAAGUGAAAUUCUAUGGAAAAGCGGAAAACGUGAAAAUUUCGCAGUGCACUUCUCUGUCUAUAGUGAGAUAUUGCUGGAAAAAUACGUCUGGUGUUGAUUAGUCAGUGAGAAAAAUUCAUUAAGUGUGGAUCUGGUAUGGUGGCUCAGCGCUGAAACCGGAAAAAACGAACACUUCAGCAUUUCACGGAUUCAGUGACGGAGUUAUAGGGACUCUCGGUGAUUACACCUGUGAAAAAUUGUUUAUUCUGACGGGAUGAGAAUUGAAUGAAUGUGCAGUAGCUCAUCUCUGCAGAACAGCCUUGCAGCUCUGUGUCUCUCUGUCCACCACGGAGAGUGUAUUUUAACAAUAAGAACACAACAAAAGGUGAAAAAGAGAAAUCGACUAACGGUGAACGGAAAGCCAGACAUCAUUAUAUGAAUAACAAACCCGUGGUACUUAUGUUCACGCCAAUGUCACCUGACUGUCUCCAGCUUCCCUGAGUCUCUCCCCGGUGAGGAUGGGAGGAAAGUAAGGAUAAGUUGGAGCAUGAAAGAGUGGCAAUUUAUGUGACUCUGGAGGAUUAAUUGUGCCGGGCAGCAGCAGAAUGUGCGCAAGAGGUCAUGCAAAUAGUGCAAACGAUGAGACAAGUGCAACAGCCGCCUCUUGGAUCUCAAUUGGAUAGUCAAGUCAGGCUUCCGCAGUGGCCACGGAGGCUCAAGUCAGUCAUGGUCACUGGAUCUCUAGCGAGCCGAGGACAGCGGAUGGCCAUCGCCAUCCUCCUCCUGGUACUGUGCAUCAAAGCAGGACAAUGUCAGCUCAAUUCACCCCCAAUUAUGACGGUGGACCGGAAUUGGCGGAUUUUCGACACCCACGAGGUGGGCUCGUUUGUCACCCAAGUACAUGCUGUGGACGACGAAAAUGACCCUCUCGAGUUCGGCCUAGAGCCGUGGAAUGGCAAUUUCGGUACGUCCGCGGUCGCUGAGGGGCGAAUGCCGUUCCGCAUUGACUCCCAAACGGGCAUUGUGUACUUGAACGAGUCCCUGGAAGGCUGGGCAGGGCAGAACUUCUUCAUCUACGUCACCGUGUCCGACGGACAGUUGACAGCCAAGAACGAGGUGUACGUGAAUGUACUGAGCAAGAAUGCGUCCAAGGGGAGCGAUCUGUACAACCCCAGGCCGCCUGGCUUUACACCCAGCGCCAAGAACAUCUCCAGCCUCUUCCCACCGUUUCACUCCCUACCCGGCGUGCCCAGUGCAGCCGGGAAGCUGCCCCAGCCACCCAAUGGGUAUGCCUACGUCAAUGAGCCCCACUUCAGUCCGCCCACAGGCUCUCCCGCGGACGGGAAGGCGCCGACAGGAGGAAGUUCGGGUCACAAGACCGUGUUGAGGCCCAUUGAGGGCACAACGAAGAAUCUCACUCAAUACCAUGUGAUAUCUGAGAAUGGGGACGCCGCGGCGAAGGGCGAGGAUGCAACAGGUACUGCAGACAGUGUCCCUAUUGGAACAGUGGUGCCCAUCGUCCUCACAAUAGGCGGCAUUUUCCUCGUGGCGGCCAUUGUGGCGCUGCUGAUUUUCCGGAAACACGUGUGUGCUUUUGGGAAGUCGCUGAAGAAGAAGAGCAAGGAGGAGAUGGCAAAGAAGUCAAACCAAAGCAACGUUAGCAGCACUCUCACCGAGGACAGUCGCAACUCGAUGGUGCUGCAUCACUGGAACGGGCCGAUGGCGUUCAACAAUCGCUACGUGCCGUGGGAGCGGGACAAUCAGCACUCGCAGGCCACGUCGCAGCUGAGCAAUCUCUCCCAGGAGUCUCAGAUCACCAAAGAUCCUUGGGACUUCCCGCGACACCGUCUCAAGUUCUUCAAUAUCAUCGGCGAGGGAGCGUUUGGGCAAGUGUGGCGAUGCGAAGCGGCCCACAUUGAUGGCAAGGAUGGCCUCACAACAGUCGCCGUGAAGACCCUCAAGGAGAAUGCCACAGAAGUGGAGAAGCACGAUCUUCUCUCAGAAUUGACGGUAAUGAAGAGUCUGGAGCCCCACAUAAAUGUUGUAAGACUGCUGGGUUGCUGCACGGAGAAAGAGCCAAUCUUUGUGAUCUUAGAAUAUGUGAACAAAGGAAAAUUACAGACGUACCUGAGAAAUUCUCGAGCAGAAAAACACUAUGGCAAUACACAUGGCAAAUCCAACAUUCUCACGUCGGGAGAUUUGACGUCGUUCAUGUAUCAAGUGGCCAGAGGAAUGGACUUUUUGUCCUCACGCGGGAUUAUCCAUCGUGACUUGGCUGCCCGGAAUAUUCUCAUAACUGACGAGCACACCUGUAAAGUGGCAGACUUUGGCUUCGCCAGGGACGUGGUGACGUCAAAGAUCUACGAACGAAAGAGCGAAGGCAAAUUGCCCAUUAGAUGGAUGGCCAUCGAGUCACUGUACGACAAUAUCUUCUCUGUUAAAUCCGAUAUUUGGAGCUUUGGGAUACUCAUGUGGGAGAUUGUGACCCUGGGAUCGACCCCAUACCCAGGCAUUGCAGCAGCCGAAGUUAUGCGUCAGGUACGUGACGGCUAUCGCCUGGAGAAGCCAGAGCAUUGUCGUCGAGAGCUGUACAACAUUAUGUACUACUGCUGGGCCAAGGAUCCCAACGAACGACCAACUUUCUCCGAACUGGUCGUUCUCCUCGAUAAGCUGCUCCUCACCGAGACAGACUAUAUCGAAUUAGAGCGAUUUCCCGAUCACAAUUACUACAAUAUGCUGAGUCUGAGUGGUGAAAAGCUAUAAUUGUCCUCUUUAUGGCCCUCCGAAAAACAUCUCCCAACUGUUUUUGUGUACAUUAAGCAAGCAAGAAGGGAACAUAAACACCAAAUUAAUUGGGAUCAUGUUUCUCAUUAUACUCAAAGAAGACUCGGCAGAGUGUGUUUGGAGACGAAGAGGAUAAGAAGUUUUUCAAUUUGAUAACAUAGCAUUCUCGAAUUAGCAAUACUUUUGCUGCAUUGUAAUUUAUUCAGUGUAAAAACUAUAUUGUAAAUUGCUGUAUAUUAGUUUGAACAUUGAUUUGUGAAGAAACUUUAGUUGUUUCAUUUUCUGGCUGAUUUAUUGAGUCAAUUUUUAACUCAUUAGAGACCAAUUUCCGGAAAAUUAGAUUGAAAUUGCACACGCAUAUUUUAUGUGAAUAUAUU